Messenger RNA from Fopius arisanus, 1132 nucleotides. It is a transcript of the gene Ctr1A, whose product is annotated as Copper transporter 1A. The record is from RefSeq and is a predicted model, not a curated record. Gene Ontology annotation, molecular function: copper ion transmembrane transporter activity. The transcript has 5 exons. NCBI's taxonomy places the organism in Eukaryota, Metazoa, Arthropoda, Insecta, Hymenoptera, Braconidae. Gene Ontology annotation, cellular component: plasma membrane. The coding region runs from base 253 to 951 and encodes 232 amino acids. Gene Ontology annotation, biological process: copper ion transmembrane transport.
UCUAUCUUCAGUGGCUAUCGCGUCCGUAGUAGAAAGUCAGUCUGUUAACCACUGGACUCGCUCAUACAAUACCAUAAACCCCCGUGAAUGCAAAGACCACAGAAUAAAUAAUUCGAAAAAAAAAUAAAUAAUACCAACUCACGACCUCGACAGGAUUAUUUAUUUAUACUCCAAUCAGUGACAUAACCUGACCUGUCUGAAGGAGAAUAAUUGAUCCUAAUUAUCGAGAUAAUUGAGCGAUUGAAAUAAAAAAUGGCUGAACAUAUCCACCACAUGAUGAACACUUCGGGUGGUCAUGAGGAUCAUCACGGGAUGGACCACGCCAGUGAAAAUCAUCACAUGGACAGAGGUGCCAUGAGUCACGCUGCAAUGGACCAUGGGGCAAUGGGACACAGUGGAAUGGAUCAUGGAUCCAUGGGGCAUGCAUCAGAAGCAACAGCUGAUGUUUGCAGUAGUAGUGGACAUGGGAUGCACGGAAUGAUGUCGAUGGCUUUCCACGGUGGCUACUGUGAAACCGUUCUAUUCGACACCUGGAAGAUCACCUCGAUAGGUGGUCUAGUGGGUUCGAUGAUUGGAAUAAUCAUAAUGGCUGCCCUGUACGAGGGCCUAAAAUACUACCGGGAAUACCUCUUCUGGAAAACCUACAAUGCCCUCCAAUACAGGAGUGUUUCAAUGCCAGCUGAGAAAAAUGUCGUGGCAGAGGACAACCGAGUCGUCCACAUGGUCGGCGAAGUUAUCCAUAAACAACCGCCGACGAUGAUCUCUCAGAUGCAUUUCUUCCAGACAUUUUUACAUAUCGUCCAGAUAAUUCUCUCUUACUUCCUCAUGCUGAUCUUCAUGACUUACAACACUUGGUUGUGCUCAGCUGUUGUUCUGGGUGCAGCAAUAGGUUAUUUCCUCUUCGGUUGGAAAAAAUCAGUGAUUGUCGACGUAACAGAGCAUUGUCAUUAAUCAAGGCUGCAAUCUCCGUGCCAUAACCGCACAAACUCAUUAGGCUCAUUAAAGUGUCCUGAAUGUCUCAAACAAGACGAAAUAAAAGUCGUCUCCAAAUGAUCGCCAACGAGGCAAUCAACGAAUAUUUUAACGAACGUAUUCGUCAAAUUCUUCAUAUAUUUUUUUAAAUAAUAAUUAU